Messenger RNA from Cyprinodon tularosa, 2144 nucleotides. RefSeq names its product stonustoxin subunit beta-like. The transcript has 5 exons. The record is from RefSeq and is a predicted model, not a curated record. Lineage: Eukaryota; Metazoa; Chordata; Actinopteri; Cyprinodontiformes; Cyprinodontidae. Gene Ontology annotation, molecular function: protein binding. Bases 103 to 2088 code for a protein of 661 amino acids.
AGAGCGUCUAUGUAUAUAAACAAGACAGCUGUGGAAUCUGAAAAUCACAGAAGUCAAGACUUAAAUAAGCCCAACUAAAGAAACUAUCCUCAGGUUGAAGACAUGGCCUCAGAUCAAAUGGAGGUGGCCGCCCUUGGUAGACCUUUCGCAUUGGGGAUGCUAUAUGACGCUUACAGAGAUAAGCUAAUAACUGAUUUUUCUCUAUGGGACAGAGAAACUAUUCAAAAGUACAAGAUAAAAAAAACUCAAAAUGGCACUUUCUGUGAAACUACUGUCUCAGACUCCAUUGACGAAAAGGCUUCUCUGCUGAAGGCUGAUGCGUCUCUCAUAGUCAGUUUUCUUAGUGGUCUGGUUGAAGUUGGAGGAGCUGCCAACUACUUGCUUGAUGAUAAGGAGUUCAAGAACCAGAGCAGAGUUAUACAUCAGUACAGAGCCACAACUGCUUAUGAACGACUGGAACUAAAUCAUCAGGACGCCAAGAAACUGCAAAUAGAAGAGGUCAUCCGGAACAGCAAUGCAACACAUGUUGUCACAGGCAUCCUUUAUGGGGCCAAUGCUUUCUUUGUGUUUGACAGCGAGAAGUUAGACAGCAGCACUGUGCACAGCAUGGAGACAAGCAUGCGAAGUUCAAUAAAGAAGAUCCCAAAAUUGUGUCCUCAACUAAAACUGGACAGACAUUUGAGAGAAGCAGAUAAAAAAAUUAUUGGAAAUUUCACCUGCAAAUUCUUUGGAGAUUUCAUUCUGGAGAAGAAUCCUACAACCUUUGAGGAGGCGGUAGAUACCUACAGAAAGCUCCCAGAGCUUCUUGGAAACAAUGGAGAGAAAUCAGUUCCUGUUAAAGCUUGGCUGACUCCCCUGAAGAAUCUGGAUCCCGCUGCAGCUGAGCUAAAGGGAAACCUUUCUGAUGGUUUGAUCAGAAAAGUCGAUAAUGUUCUGAAAAGUAUCAGAGAAAUUCAGCUGAGAUGCAAUGAGACACUGGAAAAAGGUCUGGUGAAGACUUUUCCACAGAUGCACAAAAAGCUGAAAUGUUUCCAACAUCUCACUGAAGACUACAAGAAAAAAGUCCAACAGAUCAUGCAGGAGAAAAUUCCCCUCAUUCGGGAGGGUGAGGAAGAAGAAGAAUCCCUACAAAGCUUCCUUGAUGAGCAGGAUAAGUCUCCAUUCAGCCAGAUGAACUUAGACAAGUGGCUCGAUUAUUUAGACAGAGAGAUCAAUGUCAUUGCAUCCUGUUUAGACAUUAUGAAGGGAAUUAAGAUGAUCCCAGAGAAGUCUGACUUGGAUAGAAAUGUUCUUGGUGUAGAAGAUGCCCUUUGCUUUGUCUUCACCUCCAUUGAAACUCAUGAUUCCUACAUGGACCAGAUGGUCAAUUACUUUAAAGAAACUCCAUCCAGUGUGACUCCACCAUCCAAGGACCAGUGGUUCUUCUCAGAUAAGGUCUUGGAAAACAUGAAACAGAAAGCCAACAUGAUCUCAGAAACUGCUAAAAACUUGAAAAGCAACAGCAGAUAUUGCUUCCUCGUAGCAGCGCUGCCAAACAAGGAGUUCAAUGGAGCAACCAUCUACCAUUACAGGGAAGGUGUCAAGCAAACCGAAGACUUCUCAAAGCCUGUUAUUCAUAGAGUAAAAAAUGUUAUGGAGAAAAAAGACUUAAUGUGGUACUACUGUGAUCUCACAUUGGACCCAGAAACUGUGAAUGGGAACCUCGUUCUGCAACAUGGUCUUAAAGGCUGUCAUUACUUUGAAGUUAUGUGGAGCAAUGAAACUACUAAAGGUAUUGGCGUUGGUCUUGCAUAUGAAGGCGUUCCAAGAAACGGAAAUGGCCUGCACACUGGGUUUGGAUAUAAUGAUAUCUCCUGGUAUUUUGGUGUUUACAGCAAUAGUUAUUGUGUAUGGCACAAUAGUAAAAAGAUAUGGUCCUCUACUCGUCCUUCUGGAUGCAACAGAAUUGGGGUUUAUCUAGAUUGGCCAGGCGGCACGCUGUCCUUCUACCAAGUGUCUUCUAACUCUUUGACCCAUCUGCACACCUUUGAGAAACGAUUCUCUGUACCACUUUACCCAGGUUUCUAUAUCUGGGACAAAUCCACAUAGGCAACUUUCUGUCCAGCUUAGAAUUGAUAUAACAUUGAUAUAGUGUGUGUGUGUGU